AUGACUAGCCAGCUGAAUGCGAAUGCGAAGGAAUGGGUACCAACAGGUGAUUUUUCAGCUUUUUCCCUUCCAGAUUCUGCCGUUGCGGAAGGUGAAGGACUCGAGCAGAAGAGCGGAGUAGGGACGAAUGGUAGCAUGAAUACCGUUCCAGGUUCACCCCCGCAGGAACAAUAUGACACGUUGCAGUGGAAUGACAUGGUUAGUGAUCCUCCUCCGUACUUCCCUUCGUUUAUGCUGGCCGGCCAAAGCAUUUCAGCACCGAAUGCAACGGAAGUUGGUGAGUUUACGCUUGAGGGAAUAGAUUGGAAGAAGGAGUUUGACAACGUCAUGGCUCUUACACGAGAACUCCUUGAGCGGCAGCUUAACGGCGAGCAGGACACUCCGGGAAGACAGGAAGCAGCGGAGCAUGAGGCCGAAAAUGCUGUUUCCAACCCGAAGGGAUUACGUGCGACUCCUAAGACGACACCUGGUGCUGCCUCAAUCCUUGACCCUGCUGCGUACCCUGAUCUUCCGGGAUGUGAUGUAGUGAGACCAUUGCAGAGCGGUAAGUGGCUGAAGGCCGCCUCCGCAAUGAAGGGGAAGGCACAAACUGUACUAACUAACCUGGAAGGUAGGGAGCACAACGGCGAUCGAGUUCACGGCACGUCCCGUAUUGUAGGGGGGCAUGGUAUGGCUUCAAGUGUCGGUGAUGAUGAUGUUGACGAAUUUGGACGGCCCUUGCCCCCUCUCACGGCAAACGGUAACCGGAGGUGGAAAAAACCAACGAAGGGGCAACAGAAGAGGGAGGCCGCUCAGAAAAAUGCGUUCGAAGCCUUCGCUAACGCCCUCUUACAUAGUGUUUCACCUUUUAUGGCACCUCUUCGCGAGCGUUGCAAGACUUCACUCCCGCACAUUAAAGUAGACCAACGCUUUGGAAAGGUUGGACAACCACAUACGGCGGUUGCGCAGUUUGUAGUUGCCCCAUUAGUAACUAACUACCGUCCGCGUCACUUUCAUGACCUUACUCCCGGUGAUCUGAUGGAGUUUCAUUACGAUUUUGCCCAGGUACUGAAGCAGCUGAAAUCAGCGGAUGAAGUCUUGUUUGGUUAUGGUCCCGUGUGGAAGCGCUAUGCCGUUCCUUUUUGUUACGUGAACUGCAAGGAAUAUCGUGAUGAAGUUCUUAGCUUGUGCCCAGAUGAGGUGCCCAACAUGCGGGUGGAGGCGAUUUACGAAGACGAUGUGGUAAAGGACAUCACCGAUGUUGUUCUUUCUGUGGAAGAGUUGGAGCCGCUUCAGAACAUGUCCUUUCUUCAGGCUAUGGGGCGGCGUGUGAAUUUAGCCCCAUUGUUCGAUGCAUUUGACGCUGUGUUCCAACCCAUUGAAAAUUAUCGUAUCAUUAUUAAGGAGUUGCACUCCGCGCCUUCGACGUACCUUAUCCAAACCUCCCAACACGAAGUCAACCAGAAACCUCAGCCCCUCGUUCUUUAUAAUGAUCCCAAAUUGUGGUACGAUUUGCCUGUGGUUAGUCGAAUUAAGGUGGAAUCAACUGUUGGACGUGGUGCUUCCGAGCGCGGUGGUGCGGCGGCUUCUGGGCAACCCGGGGUGAUGUCAGCAUCGUCGUUGGGUGGUCCUGCUUCCGAAAAGGAGGGACAGGGAAGAAAUGCUGCGAGUGGUGGGACGACUGGGAGGAAGGCGAAAGACAUUUCCACUGAUUAUCAAAACUGGGGUGGCUACAGAUUUAAUAGGGCGCAGAUCUAUGGGGUAUUGAUUCCGCUCGUGGGAAGCGCCGCAUUUCUGACGGUAACAGGAUUCAUUUUGUGGCGGAGGAGAAAGACUAAGUGA
Trypanosoma brucei brucei TREU927 is the source of this 1821-nucleotide messenger RNA. RefSeq lists its product as hypothetical. The record is from RefSeq and is a predicted model, not a curated record. Lineage: Eukaryota; Euglenozoa; Kinetoplastea; Trypanosomatida; Trypanosomatidae. The transcript has a single exon. Bases 1 to 1821 code for a protein of 606 amino acids.